AUGAUAACUGAUGAGAACUUCACAGAAUUACAUCUAGAUCAAACUGUGGCACAAAUUGAUAUUUACACUGAUGGGGCUGUAAGAAACUACGGUAAACCCAACCAAACUUCAGGUUAUGGUAUAAAUAUUGAAGGACAUCUGGAGAUCUCUAUAAUUGGUGACAAUAUGAAUAUUACUAUGAUGGAAAUGAAAGCGGUCAAACAUUCACUUCGAAUUGUGGAGUUUUUGUAUAAGGAUGGGUAUCGAGGCCAUGUUACGAUACGAACAGAUUCAAAAUUUGUAAUGGAUGCUAUUACAAAAUUAUCUAUCAAAUGGCAAAGGAGGCAUUGGAUCAAUCAUCAAGGUAACAAGAUUAUUUAUAAAGAGAUCAUUAUGGAAUGUUUUGAGAUAUUAUCACGAAUAAGUCAACUUACUGACUUGGAAAGUAUUAAAUGGGAACACGUCAAAGCUCAUAGUGGGGAUGUGGGGAAUGAGUUGGCAGAUCAAUUGGCACGACUAGCUUGCGAUAGAUCAGAAGUUGGUUGCGAAAUAAAAAGUUAG
Molecule: messenger RNA, 540 nt
Organism: Yamadazyma jaroonii
Lineage: Eukaryota; Fungi; Ascomycota; Pichiomycetes; Serinales; Debaryomycetaceae
Source: the annotation of a GenBank genome assembly